CAGAAGGUCGUUAUGUUGGAUAAAUGCAAAUUUUCGUUUAUCUGAUACUCAUUCGCAAUAGCAAGCAUUCCAAUAUGCAUAAGUCACACUCGAGAUUCAGAUUUAUUUUCUGUACUUUGUUCAUCGUCAUCCUGUUCUUCGGUAACGAGUUUGUAUAUGGUCGAAGCCAUCAUCCCGUAAAGAGACGUCAUGUAACCAACAAGACUAACUGGAACUAUUAUAACCUCUCUAAUUAUUCAAAUCCUCAAAUCAACAACAACUCUAAUUACCAGUCUGGCUCGGGAAGCCGACUAUAUCCAAUACUAGACUUUACCAAUCCAAAUCAAAUAGAUCCUGGCUUUUCUCCUCAUUAUCAUAAAAAUAUACGCUACAAUGGCACUUACAUCCCAAACAUCAAAUGGGGCAAUGGGAAUGUGAACCCCAAUAAUAGCUAUCCACCUGCCAAUCGUUAUCCAAACAGAAACUAUUCCAGUUUCAGUGUGCAUAAUCCAUAUGACAAUCAACUUCCUACCGAUUUGGUAUCACAAAGUAAUUUACCAAUUCCAAGAACUACUUGCGGUAAAACCCUGUGUUCCUACGUGCCAAAUUAUCCGACCAAAGAAAUAGGCAAUGCAGUCGAUCGAGCUCGUGAUGUGUUGAGGUCUGGAAAUGCUAAUGUAUUAAGGAACAAAGGAUUGAGCCUUCAAACUUUCACUUCGAGAAGAAAUGUCGGUUCCAAUGCAUCAUCCAGCAAUCGCGGUACAAAUACAUCGAGCUCUUGCAGGACGAACACAAAUUCAGUUUAUCCCCACGAAGGCUUGAGCAGCGACACGAAUCAGAUUUAUUAUCUGAUUAAUAUACCAGGUCUCGACCAGACUAUUACCAGUAUCGAGUGCGAUAGUGGCAACCGACAGAUCUGCAACCAAAGAAAUAGUGCACCAAUGUCAGGAGUUCAAUCCUGUCAGCAAGUGUACCGCAAGGAAGUGCUUCUAGCAGUGCCCUUUGGUAAAGACUACUUCGAUGUCAAUGACUUUCAGCUCAGAACGUUCUAUGUGGCAUCAGGCUGCUAUUGUAUGUGGGAGAGUAGGCCAUACUAAAUUGCGAUAUUAUCGUGAUUACGUUGUAAUUGCAACUAACUCAUUGAAUUAUGAAAUAUAUCAUGUGUUAAAAUGAAGCUCUUGAGAACUUCGGUUUUUAUUGCUAUUAAAUUUCGUAGUCAAAUUCUCAACAAAAACAUCUGUGUUCAAAAUUCAUUGGCCAUGAAAAACACGAGUCACAAAACAUCAGAUUGUGUGAAAUAUGCUUGAGAAAAGUCAAGUUCAAACGUAAUGGCUCUUACGAAACAACAAAACAAAUUAAUCGAAAUUGAAUUAUCUGAUUGAACGAAAUCAAGGUGUUUUAAAUAAAAGGAUAUUUCGUUUAACAAACAUUUUAUAGAUACGAUUAAAGCCGCAGCCAUAAGUUGACGUAUUAUUGCCGUAAACUAGAAACUCCUGCCAAGUGUAACGAGAGACGAAA
This is a messenger RNA of Phymastichus coffea, 1497 nucleotides long. RefSeq names its product probable cyclin-dependent serine/threonine-protein kinase DDB_G0292550. The transcript is spliced from 6 exons. The record is from RefSeq and is a predicted model, not a curated record. NCBI's taxonomy places the organism in Eukaryota, Metazoa, Arthropoda, Insecta, Hymenoptera, Eulophidae. Bases 24 to 1076 code for a protein of 350 amino acids.